GCCCCCGCGCCUUGCUCCGCCCGGCGGCAGCUAACGGAAACCUCUCGGAGCCACUGACUGCGUUUGAAGGGCCCGACCGUGCAGAACUGUCCCCAUGGGCAGUUACCUGAGCCGGGCUCGCCCCUGCCCGCCGCGCCCCGCUCUGCGCGGCGGGGACCAGCUGGGGACUCCGGGGCGCCUGCGGCCCGCGCACCCCGCUCGCCGUGUUCCCCCGGCCUUCCGGGCCCCCUCCUCGGCCCAGUCCCUGGAGCCGACCCGCAGGCUGUCCUGCCAGGAUCGCGCGGCUUCACCCCGUCGGCGGCGGCGCCGGCGGCUCGCUGUAGUCCACAGGCAGCGAUGCCCGAUGGGGCAGGCCGGGUGUCUGUGCCUGCGGGUCUUUUCCUCGGCGCCCUGGCGGGGCGGUCCGCAGCAGCCAGUGCUGUCCGCUUCCCGCUCCAGGGUGCUCUGCACCUCGGUGAUCCUGAAGAUGGCAUCUGCUAAGGGCAAACUGACGCUCCAUGUGGCCUUGGAGCAGUCGGUCGUGUAUAUGUGGUCCUCACUCACUGACCACCUCUCAAACCCUCAUGCAAAGGAGGCCCUGAUGAGGGCCCUUAAAGAGAGCAAUUACGUGGGAGCCGAGGAGGAGAAAGCCCUGACCACCCCCGAGGACAGGAGCAAAGGGCUAGCAAAGCACCAGGAAGGCCACAUGGCCCAUGAAAGGCAGGACCGUCCACGAAGGGGCUCAGAUGGCGGGGGCAGUGCACAGUCUGCAUUUCGGAGCCCGAUGGUCAAUGGAGUCCUCUGUUCCUUUGUGCCCAGGCCUGGGCCUCUGAAGAGAGACUUCUGGUAUAAGAACCCAGCAAACAGCCUGCUUGGGAAAUCCCAGGCCUCCUUCACACGCACUUGCAGCAGACAAAAUGCCAUCAGCAGUUCACACAGUUCCACUGGAAGCUUCCCACUGCUGCAGAAAAGAAGUGGUGCAGGCACCUCUGAGCUCCCCAGCCCAGCCUUAUCAGGUUCCCAGGUGACAGAAAGGAGCACCAGUGAGGGAGGCCCUCAGGUUAGCACUUUAGCCUCAGUGGUACCACAAAGGAAGAUCAAGCAUGAAAGGGUUGUAGAUGCUCCCCCAGGGCAGAAACAAAAUCAGAGGGAUUGGAAUCCUCCAUUUGACAGUUCCAGGCCCCAGAAGCGCAAGAUUUCUCUGCUGCUGCCCUAUAGAAGAAAUGACCCACUGAUCCUGCCCCCAUUCCCCCAGCUAGGUUAUCGAGUCACUGCUGAAGACCUUGACUUAGAGAAGAGAUCAGCGAUCCAGUACAUCAACCAGGUCUUGAAGGAUGACGGAGCUAAGACCCAGAGCAAUUAAAUAACAGCCACACUCAGCCUGAACGCCUAGUCUGUACUCUGCACCUGUAGUGCAAUAUCAUAUUCCAUGUAGGGUCAUUUUGAUAUUUAAAUAAGAUAAUCAUCUGGAGUGCUA
This is a messenger RNA of Microcebus murinus (gray mouse lemur), 1456 nucleotides long. Its product is annotated as nuclear envelope pore membrane protein POM 121-like. The record is from RefSeq and is a predicted model, not a curated record. Lineage: Eukaryota; Metazoa; Chordata; Mammalia; Primates; Cheirogaleidae.